Molecule: messenger RNA, 4408 nt
Organism: Aquila chrysaetos chrysaetos
Lineage: Eukaryota; Metazoa; Chordata; Aves; Accipitriformes; Accipitridae
Gene: JDP2
Product: Jun dimerization protein 2
Exons: 4
Coding region: 2918-3532 (204 amino acids)
Biological process (GO): regulation of transcription by RNA polymerase II
Cellular component (GO): nucleus
Molecular function (GO): RNA polymerase II cis-regulatory region sequence-specific DNA binding; DNA-binding transcription factor activity, RNA polymerase II-specific
Source: RefSeq, a predicted model, not a curated record
GUUGCUUGUGGGAGGAAGGGAGCAGCAAGGGCAGUAGCUGGGGCUGUCUGUGGGAAGGGCACAGAUGGUUCUUUGGCCCUGCAAACUCAGGGCCUGGUUGUAGGAGCUGUCUCUUCCUCUUGGGAUGGAAGUGGAGUGUGGAGGUAGCAAGGUACUAUGGUGUCUUAGCAUACUGAAGUGGCAUGCUGCAGCUCAGUGCGCUUGGUAAGCCAUGCUGUGAUCGUGCCUUAAACUGGCCUUUAAAUAAAGGGGAAUCUCCCUGAUGCCAUAAAACACUAAGUUAUGUUAGGUCCUUGGUAAAUAGAGGGCAUGCACAGUUUUUUCCCAGUGGGUGUCACUGCAGCUCUUCAGUACGCUACAGGUGGUGGGUUCCUUGGCAUCAACAGGUUCAGCAGAUGAAUGAAUGAAUGCACAGUGACUGUUGUUAAAGUCCAUGUUUGCCAGCACUACUGCAUGGGUAUCUGAAAAGACUGGUUACAACCAAAGGGCUUGGCUGCUGCUGUGUUCUGAUGGUUGGCAAAUAACUUUGAUACUGAUCAGCGUGGCCUUUGGCUCUGGCACUGCAAGUUACUGCUUUUUAACAAUGUCGACCAGAAGAAGCUAGACAGGAGAUGGGGUGACCUGCUGUAAGGUACUAAUCGAAACUAGAUACAUCAGACUCCUCUAGAGUAGAUGGCAUUUGUGUGGCAAUGGGAGACUAUUGCAUUUUAGACAACAGAAGAAAGCUGUAAUUGCAUGGCUAGGUACUUGUGGCACUGGGAAUAUGGGGUAGUGGCUUUCUGCCUUCAACUUCGUUGUGCUUAACGUGGCACUGACUGGGGGCUGAACCUUGAAGUGGAGGGAGGUCUGUAGGCUCCAGUGACCCUGAGCGUCCUGCAGUCUCCCCAGCCAGAAGAGUCCAGAUAGAAAAAAAGCAAGUGGCUCUGUCCUUCAAAGGAGUGAUAGGCAACUGCCCUGUCUUUGUUUAGGAAGUAACAUUCUUGGGGCAUGAGAAGUGGGGAUGUCAGGAAAGGGCUUUCAUGUAAAUCAUCCUUCUGCCAACAGAAGGAACUAGAAAGAUGCAAUGUAUGACAUGCAGGCUGAGCGAACUUGAUAGCCAGGAGCUAAAAAAAGUAAAAAAUGACAAUAAAGCCAUAGUAAAAUCUAAGGAACCAGAAGUUGCUUCUCAUGGAUGGUAGCAUUACUUUUGAUCUCCACAGCAGAAUUAUUGCCUGUUGGCAAGGAGCAGAUGAAAGGCUAAUUGCUGUGACUUAAGUGCUCCAAGACAGUACAUACAAAUGGCGAUAGUAUGUUAAGUGCUAACACACUGAUGAAGAGAUCAAAGAUUGCUUGUAUGGUGGCUUGCAGACUUUGGCAGUGGUCCGAUGUGUGGCAGCUGACAAGUAAUGGCAGGCACCCAGGUUGAGCCUGGAGUGAGAGGACAACAGGCAAGCACGGCCUUGGUUUUUCAGGCAGCACGGAGAGGGGCUGGUAGGACAGACUUUGCCUUAGUGCAGCACUUAACAUGGGCAAAAGAGAAACAUGCUGGUAUUUACAGAGUGUCAGAAUCUGCUGGCUGGCAGUAUUAGGUGCUAGACUGGCUCUCUGAGCAUUGGAAGGGUACUUGGAUCAACCAUUGCAGAUGUCAGACAGUAUAAAAUACCUUAUGUUGGAAGAAACCAUGAUUUACAGACAGCAAAAUUGAAAAUAAGGUUGCAAACAGCCCUCACUCUUGCCGAGGAAGCUGACAGCAGAGAUAAGACAGUAAUGGCAAUUUAAAUUGAAGUGUGACUGUCGGAGCUUGCUUUGGGCUGUCAUGGUCCUCUCUGCAUGAUGAUACUGUUGACACAGCAGCAGCAACUGCUUUGGGUUUAUAAAGAAGCAAACAGCACCUCUGGGUAAGUGAGGAUGCAUAGGAUGGUCCUGGGGGAACAGUGGAUACAAAGUAAGGCCAUUUCUGCACAGGGAAAUGAAUGUAUGGUUUCAGCACAGGUAGGCAUUCCUGUGCCAGUUUUAGUCUGUGGGUAAGAAUAGCACUGAAGAGGUGGCAGGAGGGGUGUGAAUACAGGCUAGGAACUGGAGUACAAGCCCCUGGGGACACUGGGUUACGUGGAUUAUGCCUACACAUGUUAGAUUUAUGCCAUAACUGCUGUGCAAAACAUCAGAUCCUUCAAAAAAAAAAAACCAAACAAAAAGAGUCCGCAGAAAAAGCUACAGCAAAACCAGUAUGGGAAGAAAAAAAAAAAACCCAAGCAAAUGAAGAUUUAGAACUGCAGGAGAAAGAAUAGGAGGGUAUGCAGGGACAGUUUCACUGAGGAAGCUGAGCAACAGUAUGGGACGGUAACAGCUUAGUAAAGCUUCUUCCCACUAAGUCGCGGGCUCCAGAAGAUAGUAGACCCCGGCAAUAGGAGAAAAACUAUGAGUAAUGGGUGCUGCCUUUAAGAAUUACUAAAUCAACCAGUGUCACAGACUGUUGACCAUAAGGACAUAAUUGGGGGACAAAGCACAGAAACACUCAUCACUGAUGGGAAAGAUGCAGCAAAACCAAGGUGAGCAAAGGAAGCUGUACUGUUGUCAGCUUUUUGGGGAUGAGACUGCUAAAUAAAAUAACUGAGGUUGACCUGAGGUUGACCAAGACCACAACAAGAACAGUGCCAAAGCAAGGAUGCAAAAGUGACUGUAAUAAUUAAGAGGGUUUACAGACAUUUCGGCAAGAGGUCAAGUCUUGUGUUACAGCAUUUUAACCGGAACAAGGGGAGUAUAGAGGCAAAGCUAAGGAAAUGCAAACUGAAUUUUGACCCAUGAAAUCACGUGUUGACCAGAUUUUUGCUGUGAGGAUAGUUGUUGAAGAGAGCAUUGAAUGACACAAGCUGCUCAUCGCUGAACUGAAGUUUUAAGAAAGCCUUCUCUGUCUCUUAAUUCACUCUGGAGCAUCUUGAUGUCGUGGCAUGAAAUGAUGAAUAGCAUCAGCGCAGAAGCCACAGCUACAGUGAAUGUAAACUUGAGCAGCUGGCGUCACGCAGAUCCCAGUGUCAGAUGCCACGAAGCUGUUUCCCCUGCUAUGAUGCCAGGGCAGAUCCCCGACCCGUCCCUGACGGCUGGUGCACUGCCUGGGCUCGGCCCCUUGACGGGACUACCUAGCACAGCCCUGACCACCGAGGAGCUGAAGUACGCCGACAUCCGCAACAUCGGGGCCAUGAUCUCGCCGCUCCAGUUCCUGGAGGUGAAGCUUGGGAAGAGACCCCAGCCUGUGAAAAGUGAGCUGGACGAGGAAGAGGAGAGGAGGAAAAGGCGCCGGGAGAAAAACAAAGUAGCAGCAGCACGAUGUCGUAACAAGAAGAAGGAGAGGACGGAGUUCCUGCAGCGGGAGUCCGAGCGUCUGGAGCUCAUGAACGCUGAGCUGAAAGCCCAGAUAGAAGAGCUGAAACAGGAGAGGCAGCAGCUGAUCCUGAUGCUGAACCGGCACCGUCCCACCUGCAUCGUGCGGACAGACAGCAUCAAGACGCCCGAGAGUGAAGCCAACCCUCUGCUGGAGCAGCUAGAGAAGAAGUGAAGGUGGCACUGGGCCAGGAGGAGGAGACAGUGGUGCAGGGUCUUCUAGGGUCUCUAAUGUAUGUACUGUAUGAAGAACUGUGCACCCAGGCCUGGUGCAGCCAGGACCCAGUGGGCUUCCUUGGGAACUAUGGACCAAACAAAUAUAGGGACAGAGAAGAUCAGGAACCUGUCAACCAUGUACUCUGAGGCUGAACCCGGGAGCAGGGCUAGCGGCGCCGGUGAGGGCAACCUCCCUGUGAUACCUCAUCAUGGCCCUUCAGCCUGCUUGCAGCCCCAGGGGCCCACGCCGCCGCAGAACGUCCCGUGAGGACCACGCACCCUGUGGGGAGCAGGGGCCGCAGACGGAGGAGCAGCGGCUGCGCGGUGCCCACUGGUGCCCUGCCCAGAGGCUGCCGCCGCUCCUGGCGCACACUCCGGAGGGAAACCCGAACCCAAGAACCGCAACACUUGACGCAGCCCCGUCCGGUGGGCAGCCCUGUCAGGGCUCGGUGGCGCAGGCGCCCCCCACAAGCACACUCUCAGUAUAAUGUUUACAGCCCAGCUGUCCGUGUCGGCCGUGCUUUUGAAUGCACAUUUUUACACUUUUUUUAAAGUAUUUUUUACAAAGUUUUUAUACAGCGAUCUCUAUAUGGAUUUAUAUAAUCACUAGAUGUGAUCCCAUAGAAAUGUAUGUUAUGAUGGUCUGUUUGUUACAAACGCAUAUGCCACAGUUAUCUCCAUUGUGUUACUUGUCUGGUAGCGUCCGGCCCCUUCCCCGGCGUGCUGGGAAGGGGGUCCAAGCCACCCUCCGCAGUGGUGUCGCUACCCUCUCCAUCCAUGUAUGUCCUUCAUAAUACUCAGUUCUGUAUCUCUCAGUAAAUGUUACCUUUACAUA